GCUCCGGAAAGAAAACACACACUGUCAUUUCCGAAAUUGCACUUGUCCUAAUAGCACACACAUUUGGAAGCUCUGUGAACUAAUUAACUGUAAGAAACACGCCACUCAAAACAGGAAAAAGUUGGAUUACACACAAUCCAUUAAUACCACUGGUCGACAAUUUAAAUUGAUGCACUAGAUGACGGAGAGAAAAUAUUGAAGGAAAACUAAAUACACGGCUGAAAAUCUGCUGAUCAUGGCUCAACCUACAAACGCAGAUCCGGGUCACACAACCAUGGUGUACCAUCAACAAACGGGUCAGAUCUCUCAGCAACCCAUUCCCGCCACACUGGUUGCUCCGAAACCUACAACGGGAUCUCCGGCAGAGCGACGGGGUGGAUCCAGCUAUGCUGUGCUGUAGGGGCGACCCUGGUAGGAGUGGCGACGUUCCUACUUGGAUCCUACGCCCGUCGCAUUGCAGGCGGGAUAUGGAUGAGUCUUCUGUGCUUUGGACCUGCUGGAGUACUUGGUAUUGUUAGUUUCAGAAAAAGAACGUGUGUGAUAUCAGCUUACAUCACCAUGUCUGUGUUCUCCGCCAUCUUUGCAUUUUACAUGAUGAUCAUUGGGGCCAUAGGUGCUCCAAUUAGUGAAUCACGUGGAUGCAACGCGAUACCCUGUAAAGAAGGUUUAGUGGAGUCUCGAACUGCCUCGGAUGCUAUCAUGAGUGUAAUCGGGUUGAUCGAGUUGAUAGUUGCUAUUGUAGGAUCAGUUUACGGCUGUUCCGGAGUGUGUUGCACCCCACAAUCUUCAAGACCACUGCAAGGAUUUAACGUGGUCAACCAAUACCCUGCGAUUGUCUCAACACAUCAACAAGGUUUGUCGUACGUUUCAACGGACCAACCACCUCCUUACAGCACCGCCCAACAGCAACUGCAACUGACACCCACACCGCAACAGAUCCACGUACCGCAACAAACAUUCCCACAUCAGCACACUAAUCCAUCGCAGCAGACUCGUAUACAGCAACAAACACCCACGCCACAACAGAUUCACGUACCGCAACAGACGUUCCCGAAUCAGCAGACGCGUAUACAACAGAUUCACGUACCGCAACAGACGUUCCCGAAUCAGCAGACUCGUAUACAACAGAUUCACGUAUCGCAACAGACGUUCCCGAAUCAGCAGACUCGUAUACAACAACAGACACCCACACCACAACAAGUUCACUUGCCCCAGCAGACAUUCUCACACCAACAGAUAUUCCCGCAUCAGCAGACUUAUCCACAGCAGCAGUCUAUUUUACCGCAACAGACACCCACAGCGCAACAAGUUCACUUGCCCCAGCAGGCCUUCCCAAAUCAACAGACAUUCCAGCAUCAGCAAACACCUCCACAGCAGGAGACUAACGCUACACCACAACAGACUAACUCGCACCAAUUCUACCAGCCCCUUAUCCUUCCAAACAACCAAGGGAGGUAGAACCCAGGACAUACAGACAAUCUGCCGCAGAAAUGAAAAUCGUCAAUCCAUACUUCAUCGGCAGAUUUUCCUUUGGACAAUGCUGACAAUGUAGGAAGCUGCAGCUGAAAAUUAUUGUACAGUUACACUAUACAAUUUAGUUUAAAAUAAAAUUAACUCAUAAAUACUUUCUUUUGAAUUAGACAUUAUUGAUUCCUCCUACAUUGAAUGAUUUAGUUUUUCUCCGAGGGGGAUGACUUUGAAAGGAAAAUCCAGGCGAUGCAAUUAUUUGUUGAUGGUCAUGUGGGGUAUGACCUUUCAUUCGUUACAAUAUAUUCUAAAUAUUGUAUGCCACAGUAACAACACUGUAGGCUUAUCCAAAAUAUUUAUAUGCUGCAUGGUGUCAAAGAUUAUUUGCUUUUACUCCAAUAUGAACGCCAAUUCUAGAUUUAGAAGUGCUGGGACGUUUAUGUGAUAAUGUUAUUUGUUUUUGAAACCAGAUUAUGUAAAGAAUUAUCAAUUAGAAUGUUUU
Molecule: messenger RNA, 1969 nt
Organism: Strongylocentrotus purpuratus (purple sea urchin)
Lineage: Eukaryota; Metazoa; Echinodermata; Echinoidea; Camarodonta; Strongylocentrotidae
Product: gamma-gliadin-like
Exons: 7
Coding region: 472-1458 (328 amino acids)
Source: RefSeq, a predicted model, not a curated record